CACGGCUUCCUUACACAGCGUGCCGUACAGUUCAAUGACAUUCUGAGCUUUCAUAAGACUCUUCACUUCUUCAGGCUGUAAUAAUGUCGUUAACUUUCUUAUUCAGAACCGUUGCAAGAGACGUAGUAAAGGUCAGCCUUUGCCAGCAUGUACAGUCGUUACACACAGGUUGUCAGCUCCUGGCAGCAGACAAAGCCCUCCUGAUGAAACUGCGGAAAAGCACCGGCUACACUUUCAUUAACUGCAAGAAAGCACUGGAGAAGUUUGAAAAUGACAUAGCACAGGCAGAGACCUGGCUACACGAGCAGGCCCAGAAGGAGGGCUGGAGCAAAGCGAAUAAACUGGAGGGCCGCAAGGCCAAAGAGGGUCUGAUUGGUCUGUUUGUAGGAGAUAAAGCUGCAGUUAUGGUGGAGGUGAACUGUGAGACGGACUUUGUUGCCCGUAAUGAGAAGUUUCAGCAGCUGGUAAAGGAUGUGGCAUUUGCCACUUUGACUCAUCACCAGAAUAAAGCCCAAAGCCAGGCAGGAUAUGUCAAGAGUGUCCUGGCAGGUGAAGAGUUAAGCAAACUCAGUGUGGAUGAAGGAGCCUCGCUUGCAGACAAGGUGGCUCUCACAAUAGGUCGCCUCGGUGAGAACAUGUCAGUCAAACGGGCGGUGACAGUCGGUGUCCCUGCUGAGUGGCACAUCGGCUCAUACGUGCACGGCGGUGUGAGCAGCCAGACUGAGGUGGCCAUGGGGAGGUACGGUGCCCUGGUCGUAUUCCAGGGUGGAAAGGAGGAAGAACGUGCGACUUUAGGCCGUAAGCUGGGACAGCAUGUAGUGGGAGAAGCUCCCCUGUCACUGGGCAACAUGGAUGACCUGCCCUGCGGUGAAAGCGAGACACGUCUGCUGCCUCAGACCUUCCUGGGAGACCCCAGCAGGACUGUAGCACAGUUUCUCAGGGGUCAACAGGCUCGAGUGCUGGACUUUGUCCGAUUUCAGUGCGGAGAGUCAACCGGUGAAGAAUGAAAGGAGGCAAAUGAUUUAUGCUGUAGGAUUUCUCUUGUGUCUUUAUUUCAUAUGAAAUAUAUCCAUUUAUUAUCUAACAUUCAGACAGUCACAUAUUAUCAUCAUGAAUUUGGAAGCAGAAUAUAUAAACCAACCAGCACCGGUGCCUGAUGAAAUAUACAAUCCAUCAAUAAAAUGUGUUCUCUGGAAAUCUCA
This is a messenger RNA of Lates calcarifer (barramundi perch), 1202 nucleotides long. RefSeq names its product Ts translation elongation factor, mitochondrial (gene tsfm). The transcript has 6 exons. The coding region runs from base 84 to 1007 and encodes 307 amino acids. Gene Ontology annotation, cellular component: mitochondrial matrix. Lineage: Eukaryota; Metazoa; Chordata; Actinopteri; Centropomidae. The record is from RefSeq and is a predicted model, not a curated record. Gene Ontology annotation, biological process: mitochondrial translational elongation. Gene Ontology annotation, molecular function: translation elongation factor activity; protein binding.